Alternaria atra is the source of this 2736-nucleotide messenger RNA. RefSeq lists its product as uncharacterized. The coding region runs from base 1 to 2736 and encodes 911 amino acids. NCBI's taxonomy places the organism in Eukaryota, Fungi, Ascomycota, Dothideomycetes, Pleosporales, Pleosporaceae. The transcript is spliced from 4 exons. The record is from RefSeq and is a predicted model, not a curated record.
AUGAACGACCAUGACGGCGAACGACAGGCAUCCUCUGAAAUUCGGAUCAAGUUACCACAUCAUAGCCGAUCUGGCGUGGGUACCGAAGGGAAAUCCAGGAAACGUUCUACUGUGAGCCAAAGCCAUGUGCGACCACGCCAAAAGGGUGCGAUAUCACCGCCCCCACUGAAGCGUCAACGCACAACCUACGAGGAUUCCAGCGCAGAGACAUAUCAUUCACGCUCGACGAGUCGACAGGCGUGUCCGCCAACUAGUCCCAGCGCGCUUAGGCACAGCUUCAGUGGACGCCCUGAAAAUGCCUUCACUGUACAAAGUGUCACGUUGUCAGACCAUCUCCCCAAGACGAAUUCUGACACACAUUUUAAGCCUGAGCCUGCUCGACUUACUACAAGCGCUACCAACUCUGUCAAGCUCAUUAAACUCAAAAAAGCCUCUGCUUCAUCUCAGCCACCCGAACCGAAGCUGCUCGAGCGCACAGAGAUUCCCAACACACCAUCACAGGGUUCAAGUCAGCUUGAGAAUCAUAUGCCAAAAGAGUCGUUCGAACACCUUCGCGACGACCAUGUCUCUCAACAGACCCACCAUAUGCAAGAUGAUGGCGAUGCCUUAGCCCUGGACGCUUCAACCUACGUCCAAAAGCCCACUCCUUCAAACACUCUUUGUUCAACUUGUCAAAAGCAGGAUGUAUUGGCCAAGCCUGGAGAGAAGGGUAUUCAUUGUUCUAGCUGUCGCACCAGACCACAUGUCGCCGAGAUAGGAAGGCUAGAGAUACCCGAAACUCCCAAUGUUGACAGUAGUCAUAACACACCAACCUUACCAACAAGCUCGGCCAGUUUGGUUGCAAAUUGCUCAGUUCCGAGACUGGAUGAUCACGAGCCGGUGGUGGUCUCUUCAACACAAGAAGUGCCCAUGUCAGAGGCCAAGCCUGACUCAGUAACGAGCCGGUUGUCCUGGUUUGAUCUAGAGCGGACAAAAAUUUCACCAGAAAUCAGGAAGGUUCGUGAUGAUGAACUGUCCUGCAUAUCUACCGCAAACAUCCAAGCUAAAGAUGCCGCAACCACAUUACACGAGACUUCCCUUGGGCAAAGCACGUCGAUGGAAGUGGACCCAAUUGCUGACAUUAGCGAACAGAAGGCUGUUCUAAAAGCGAGGCAGGUACGGCAGGAAACCCCGACUUGCGACAACGCUUCAGUACCGCAAGUCGAUACGCAGCGCAAGAGAUGUGUUCAAUCUGUUAAGAAUCCGAGCCCUGUUGAACCUUGGAAGGCCUCUGAACCUCGCCGUACUCAUGUUGUUUCACCCAGCAAACUAGAUACGCCGGGAGAGAGCGAGCCUCCGAGACUUGUAAUCGCCGUCCCUGAACCCGUUGAAUCGAGCACAGGUAUUCUGUCCAAGCAAGCCUCUGCUGAAUGUACGACUGAUCGAGCUGUUCUUACAUCAUCUGCUGAAGAACAGACGCCAAAAGUUUCGGAAUCGAAAGGGACGGCUGAAGGUAUCCGCUUUCUUCUAGACCUGAACGUCUCUAUGUGCCCGACUCUAGCAAGCACAGGUUCGCCAGAACCUAAAAAACGUCUAAACAACCGCGAUUUAGCCAGGAUAGCACUAGUUUGUGCUAAAGGCACAAGGUUGACUGCGAUGCAGGUUAUUGACUGGUUGGCUUCAAGAUUCUCUUACUUGGAAAAGGGUCAGGGCGCCUGGGAGAAGAGUCUAAAGUCGGUCCUCUCUUGUCUACCAGAAAUCCAUGGCGUGAAGGCUCCGCAUGAGUCACGAAUUGUGUACAGCUUCGCCAGCCCAGCCCUCAGAGCGAAAUACGAGCAACGAUAUCAAAGCUACCUUCCACCAGUAUCAGUACCAAUACCAGUACCUCAGGGUGAUGGUCAGAAGGCUGGGAAGAGUGCACGACAACGGCACGGAGCAGACGUUAUUUGGCAACAUGAUGGUGGCCAAAGUGAGCCAUUGACUCAGAUCGAGAGAAGUGUUACAAAAGCUAUUUGGAGUGCUCGAAGCCGAACUGUUACACCCCACGACUCCCUUCCACCGCCUAAAGUCUUUGAGCAAACAUUUUCCAAGCCUGUUCCAACGCCCGUGACUGAGCUUGCCGAAAUCGACACGUCAGCAGCUAUUCCGGACGGCGAAACAAUACCAUCAACCCCGUCGAGCCCGUCGGACUCCGGACCCAGUUUUCAGCAUGCCAAAUCAAACAAAGUUAAAAUCACUUCAGAAGAUGACGCAAUGUUCAAUCCGUUCGAGCGUAACAGUGCGCCCCGUCCGAACAUUACGCUUUCUGAUGAUUUGGAGAUCAAAUGCGAAACGAGCUUACGCAGUGUCUAUCCGCGCACUGGAGCGCCUACGAUUGAGACCAUGUCGCUAGACGAGAAGACUGCAAGAAUUGCAGAAAUCAGAACGAGGCCGAAACGGAAAGAGUUUUUUGGUUCAGUCUAUCGUCUGGCACAUGUGCGAAGAUAUGGACGGCAGGAUAUUCACAACGAGAGUGACGGUGCAUGGAAACUCGACUCCACAACGAGGCCGGUGCUGAGGCAUGAUCCUGCCAUAAAUGACUGCGAUGAGAACCGAUCUCUACUAGAUGUAUUCAAUUUGCCGAAUAACGCCAUCCCUAUGAACGACGGCAAGGAGCUGGCUUUCCGAGAUGGCACGUUGGUUAAUGGCCGAUUACCUCGGCCACGGCACAUAUAUCGAGUGGGCAAAGUCUUUGGAGGCGAGCUCACCAUUCGCUAA